AUGUCUGAACCUGGGCAGACAGAUGAGGUCUCGCGAGAGACGUCCGAGCUAUAUCUCGACCGAAGCUCCGCGAGUUCGCAUCAAGAUAUUGGAAACCAUGCGACUGUCAGGAAUCCGGAAUUUGAGGUUGAUGGGGCUUACGCUCCCAUCACAGGUCGCGUCACGUCACAUGAGAGCCAGAUGCGCCGAGUGCACUCGCGUAGCUACUCCCUGACCGAUGGCUAUAGCUAUAACAUGCCAGACGAUGACGAGGUCGAGAAGAUCCCAAGUCGAAAGGAAGGGCUAGCCGCCGACGACCCUGAGGCUUUCAUUGUCGGCUGGGAUGAGCAUGACCCGAUGAACCCGCGCAACUUCAACACCUUGCGGAGAUGGCUGAUUGUGAUUAUAUGCUCGCUAGGCUCGCUUUGCGUGACCUGCACAUCGUCUAUGUACACUGUCACCUACAGCCAGCUAAUAGAGGAGUUCAACUGCUCUCGUUUGGUCGCAACGCUGGGAUUAUCAUUCUUCAUCUGGGGCCUUGCGGUCGGGCCGCUAUUCCUAGCUCCUUUGUCCGAGUUUUAUGGUCGACGCUAUAUCUACAUCUGCUCAUUCUCACUCUUCUUGAUCUGGCUCAUACCCUGUGCAGUAGCCCAGGAUAUCCAAACAUUGAUUAUCUGUCGUUUCUUUGGUGGCAUUGCUGGCAGUGCGUUUUUGAGUGUCGCCGGUGGUACUGUAGGCGACUUGUUUGCCCGCCAUGAGCUUAGCGCACCGAUGAUGCUAUACACCAGCUCUCCCUUCAUAGGACCCGAGCUGGGUCCACUUGUUGGUGGGUUCAUCAACCAAUUUACCAGUUGGCGCUGGACAUUCUAUGUCCUCCUGAUAUGGACAGGCGUUCUGUUGGUUUUGAUUGUCUCCUUUGUCCCGGAAACGUAUCAUCCCGUUUUGCUCAGACGCAAAGCCCGGAAAUUGCGCAAAGAGACAGGCGAUGAGAGGUGGCAGGCGCCGAUUGAGAAAUUGCAACGUUCGGUAGCACAGACAGUUAUGCGGUCUACUUACAGACCCCUGCUCCUGCUGACCAUGGAGCCAAUGUGUUUGAACCUUUGUAUCUUCUCGGCGAUUCUGCUGGGUAUUCUCUACCUGUUCUUUGGUGCAUUCCAGCUGGUCUUCGAAAAUGUUUAUGGCUUUGAGCUGUGGCAGCGAGGUCUCUGCUUUCUCGGCCUCUUCGUCGGUAUGCUCCUUGCCAUUUUCACAGACCCAUUGUGGCGCCGUAACUAUGUCCGCUUGGAGGAAAAUCACGAGAAGGCGACUGGACAGUUGGAUGACUUCCAGCCGGAAUGGCGGCUCCCACCAGCAAUUGCCGGGGGUCCCCUUGUAACCAUCGGCCUGUUCAUAUUCGCCUGGACCAUCUAUCCCCAUGUGCACUGGAUCGUACCACUCAUCGGUAGUGCCUUCUUUGGAGCAGGGACCAUUCUCGUAUAUUCGGGGAUUUUCACUUUUCUAGUCGACGCAUAUCCGACCUAUGCUGCCAGUGCGCUGGCCGCGAACAGCUUUGCGCGCUCUAUCUUUGGCGGAGUUUUCCCUCUUUUCGGUAUUCAAAUGUACAACAACCUGGGGUAUCAUUGGGCAACAUCGCUUCUUGCUUUUCUGACCCUUGUUAUGGCACCAUUCCCGUAA
Aspergillus uvarum CBS 121591 is the source of this 1653-nucleotide messenger RNA. Its product is annotated as MFS transporter. The coding region runs from base 1 to 1653 and encodes 550 amino acids. NCBI's taxonomy places the organism in Eukaryota, Fungi, Ascomycota, Eurotiomycetes, Eurotiales, Aspergillaceae. The record is from RefSeq and is a predicted model, not a curated record. Gene Ontology annotation, biological process: transmembrane transport. The transcript has 10 exons. Gene Ontology annotation, molecular function: transmembrane transporter activity. Gene Ontology annotation, cellular component: membrane.